This is a messenger RNA of Cladophialophora psammophila CBS 110553, 1038 nucleotides long. RefSeq names its product prenyl protein peptidase. Gene Ontology annotation, molecular function: metalloendopeptidase activity. Gene Ontology annotation, cellular component: endoplasmic reticulum membrane. The coding region runs from base 1 to 1038 and encodes 345 amino acids. Lineage: Eukaryota; Fungi; Ascomycota; Eurotiomycetes; Chaetothyriales; Herpotrichiellaceae. The record is from RefSeq and is a predicted model, not a curated record. Gene Ontology annotation, biological process: CAAX-box protein processing. The transcript has 3 exons.
AUGGCUCCCAUGGACUUCUUCGUCAAGCUGAGAAACACCUAUUUUGGCCAUGCAGACAAGGACAGGCCAGUUAUUUCGCCUACCACGGCAGCCGUUCUAUCGGUCACUUGCACGCUAAUAUACGUGGUCCCUUUCUAUCUGUCCUCAUCAACCCGACCAUCGCCCACCCUAAAUCGCGACGCCCCCAGCGUCAUCCGUGCACGCAUUCGGGCCGUCACUUUGGCCUGUAUCAUCGCCAGCGCCGCCACUCUCUAUGUGUUGACCAGAACAGCGAAGCUCUCCCUGUCCGAGGCUUUGCACAUGCUGGGUUGUUGGCCAGUUCGACCUUUGGACCUGUUCAAGUCCUUGACCCUGACAUUCCUGUUAUAUAUUGGACCGCUUUUUGAGAAGAUCUUCAUCGAAAGAGAUCUCGACGAUCUGCUCCAUCGUGGUAUCGCUGCGACUAGUGAAACUCUCAGCAGUUGGCAAGGUUACAGGAACUUCGUCGCUGGACCCGUGACGGAGGAAAUAAUCUUUCGCUCUGUUCUCGUUCCCAUACACCUACUCGCUAAAGUCGCACCCAGCAAAGUCGUCUUCCUGACACCACUCUACUUCGGCAUCGCACAUAUCCACCACUUUUAUGAGUUCCACUUGACGCACCCUCACGUCUCAAUCUUGCCAGUGCUGCUAAGGUCGCUAUUCCAGUUCACCUAUACUACACUCUUUGGGUGGUUUGCAGCGUUCAUCUACCUGCGUACGGGCUCGGUCUACGCCUGUAUCAUCAUUCACUCAUUCUGCAACUGGGCUGGUCUUCCUCGCUUCUGGGGCCGCGUAAGAAGGCGGGAGGAAUAUCCUAUCUCCCCACUUGCUAUCCGCGGAAAAGACGAUACAGACGCCGUCCAGGCGCAAGGAAAGGGCGAGAAAUUGGGGUUGAGGUGGACGGUGGCAUAUUAUCUACUUCUAGUGGCGGGUGCAUUUGCAUUUUAUCGAGGGCUGUGGCCAUUGACGACAUCCGAGGCGGCUUUGUCCGAGUUUGCAAGAAAUAAACGCAAGACAUAA